AUGUUGUCAACUCGUCUGCUGCUGCUCUCAGCAGCCCUCUUCCUCUUCACAUCCUCAGCAGCCUCCACCAAGAAGUCCCGCGACGAAACCUUCCAAAACCCAGUCCUCUACGAAGACUACCCAGAUAAUGACAUCUCCGUCGGCCCAGACGGCGCAUUCUACUUCUCAGCCUCCAACUUCCACUACAGCCCCGGCGCUCCCAUCCUGCGGUCCCUCGACCUCGUCAACUGGGAACCCGUUGGCCACUCCAUCCCGCGACUAAACUUCGGCGAUGCCUACGACCUCCCGCCCGGUGGCCCGCGCGCCUACCGAGGGGGCACCUGGGCCUCGACGCUGCGGUAUCACGAGACCAACGGCCUGUGGUACUGGAUCGGGUGCACCAACUUCUGGAUUACCUGGGUCUUCACCGCCGCAUCCGUCGAGGGCCCCUGGUAUAACCGCGCCAACUUUGGUGGUGAGAAUUGCAUGUACGACAAUGGCUUGCUGAUUGACGACGAUGACACAAUGUACGUCGUCUACGGCAACGGCCAGGUCAGCGUCGCUCAGCUCGCUUCCGAUGGGCUCAGCGUCGUGAAGACGCAGCAGGUUCUCCAAGCAUCUGAUGUCAACACCGAAACUGUAGAGGGCAACCGGAUGUACAAGAUCAACGGCACAUACUACAUCCUCAACGACCAGCCCGGCUCCACAACCUACAUCUGGAAGUCGAGCAGCCCAUGGGGUCCCUACGAGGCCAAGAUCCUCGGCCAGAACAUCGCCCCGCCCCUCGAUGGAGGAAAUUCACCUCAUCAGGGCAGCCUCAUCAAGAUUGCGCAAGGAGACUGGUACUUCAUGUCCUUCACCUGGGCGUAUCCCGCCGGCCGUAUGCCCGUGUUGGCGCCCAUUGUCUGGGGCGCGGAUGGGUUCCCUGAACUCGUCAAGGGAAGCAAUGGCGGCUGGGGCUCAUCAUACCCCUUGCCACUACCAUCCCAACCGGUGUACAACUGGACGCGAACCUAUACUUUUGAAAGCGAACUCGGUCCGACCUGGGAAUGGAAUCAUAACCCCGAUGUGGCAAGCUUCGAGGUCAAUAACGGCGUAACGCUCCGCACCGCCAGCGUCACCGAGGACAUUUACUCUGCGAGAAACACCCUCACCCACCGGAUCCACGGGGAGUUCCCCAAGGGCACCGUCGAGAUCGACUUUAGCAACAUGGUCGACGGCGACAGAUUCGGGCUCGCGGCUUUCCGCGACCAGACGGCGUACAUUGGCAUCCACCGCAAUGGCAGCGAGUACACCCUCAAGGCGAUCCACGGCAUCAUCAUCGACGAGUGGUCCGGCAAUCCCGUCGACCCAGGCAGAGAGGUGGCUUCUGCGCCUGUACCCAGUGGUGCUACCAAAGUCUGGUUUCGGGCUGAAUUGGAUGCGAGGCCCACGGGCACUAAAGACGCCAACUUUUUCUACAGCUUUGAUGGUGCCCAGUUUACCAAGUUCGGCGAGACAUACGAGUUGUACUCUGGGUGGGCGUUCUUCAUUGCGUAUCGCUUCGGUAUUUUCAACUUUGCAACGAAGCAGUUGGGAGGGUCAGUCAAGGUGGACUCCUUCACGGCGGCGUAA
Molecule: messenger RNA, 1593 nt
Organism: Colletotrichum orchidophilum
Lineage: Eukaryota; Fungi; Ascomycota; Sordariomycetes; Glomerellales; Glomerellaceae
Product: glycosyl hydrolase family 43 protein
Exons: 1
Coding region: 1-1593 (530 amino acids)
Biological process (GO): carbohydrate metabolic process
Molecular function (GO): hydrolase activity, hydrolyzing O-glycosyl compounds
Source: RefSeq, a predicted model, not a curated record